Messenger RNA from Anopheles merus, 2896 nucleotides. Its product is annotated as paired box protein Pax-6-like. The record is from RefSeq and is a predicted model, not a curated record. Gene Ontology annotation, biological process: anatomical structure development; regulation of transcription by RNA polymerase II. The transcript is spliced from 6 exons. NCBI's taxonomy places the organism in Eukaryota, Metazoa, Arthropoda, Insecta, Diptera, Culicidae. The coding region runs from base 510 to 2195 and encodes 561 amino acids. Gene Ontology annotation, molecular function: DNA-binding transcription factor activity, RNA polymerase II-specific; RNA polymerase II cis-regulatory region sequence-specific DNA binding.
UGUGGAUUUGAUUUAAUGGCUCUGAUACACGCAAGUGGUUUCCCCUCGCUCUCUUCACCUUUCCUGAACUUUGCAGCAUGGGUCCAGCGUUCGUACUUAUCGGGCGCUUUCGCACCGCACGUAAGUAGCAAGCGAGCACGUGGUCGCUGCGGCAAGAUGGCGCCGAUAACGGGAACACUAAAAGAGCAGAGUAGUAGAAGCUGGUAGCGUAGUGUGUUGGCGGAAGAGAACAGUACGCUCGCUGUCUGAUGUCCGGUGGAUGGGAAAGGAUGCGCGAUAGACAGCGAGUGUGAAAAUGGGUAAAAAUACGAUCUGGUACAUGUAUGCCACAUUUGUUGGCAAAUUUCGCCCUAAACGCAUCGUAAAACAAUGAAACACGAGCGAAGCUCGGUAUGUUUGCCGGUAAACACUGUUGCUAACUAUGUUCACUUUUCUUUCCAUCUCUUGCCCCCUCCCCCCACCCCUUCAUACACAUUCCUUGCCUCCACUUCUACUUCAAACACUGCAGCAUGGAAUACAAAAACGAAGGCCACAGCGGCGUCAAUCAGCUGGGAGGUAUAUUCGUUGGCGGUAGACCUCUGCCUGAUUCCACACGCCAACGCAUCGUGGAGCUGGCCCAUGCCGGUGCCCGACCAUGUGAUAUCUCGCGCAUUCUUCAGGUGUCCAACGGAUGCGUUAGCAAAAUUCUCGGCCGCUACUAUGAAACGGGCAGCAUCCGACCGCGGGCCAUCGGGGGCUCGAAGCCGCGGGUCGCGACGCCGGAAGUGGUCAACAAGAUCUCACAGUUCAAGAACAACUGCCCGAACAUCUUCGCCUGGGAGAUCCGGGACAAGCUGCUGAACGAGCGGAUCUGCACGCCGGAAAACAUCCCGAGCGUUUCUUCAAUCAAUCGGGUACUGCGCAAUCUGGCCGCCCAGAAGGAGUUCAGCAAGAAGCCGCACUCGACGGACGCGCUCAGCGACGACGUCGGUGGGUAUCUGCAGGGCAAAUCGCUCAACGAUGCCUCCUUCAUACACUACAAGUACGGCGACAGCUGUCGGUCGAUGCAGGGCGCGGAGUCGGUGCUGCGCAUCAACGACACGUACAGUCGAGCUGGCGGCGGCGGUGGUGGAGCGGCUGCUGGUGGUGGUGGAAGCGGUGGAGCUGUACCCGGAGGGCCCGGUUCGGAGUCGACCGAUGUGAAGCCGAUGUCGGACGAUGGGACGAAGAAUCCGUUCGCCAAGCACUGCUUCACCAACCUAGACGCGGGGGUGCCGGGGGCGGGCACGGGGACGGCUGGGCAGGGUGGCCCCGGGACGAAGCAGGUCUUCGUCGACAAUGAUACCGAGCGGCUGAGCCUGAAGCGGAAGCUGCAGCGCAACCGGACGUCCUUCACCGUCGACCAGAUCGAGUUUCUCGAGAAGGAGUUCGAGCGAACGCACUAUCCGGACGUGUUUUCGCGCGAACGAUUGUCUUCCAAAACGAACCUGCCGGAAGCGAGAAUACAGGUAUGGUUCUCGAACCGGCGGGCCAAGUGGCGCCGGGAGGAGAAGCAGCGCUCGCAGGCCGUGUCCGAGGGCAGCUCGUCGGCGGCGGCCGCAGCAGCGGCUGCAGCGGCAGCAGCCGCCGCCGUCGCCGUGCAGAACGCGUCCAUCUCCUCCUGCUCGCUCAACCUCUCCGCGCCGCUCGUCUCGCACGUGUACGACUCGAACAUGUGCGUGGAGGACUCGAACAGCAACUACCUGAGCAAAACGUACCCGCUGGAACCGUCGUUCCAGAACCUGGACGCGCUGAAGUCGCCGGCCGCGCCGAACCAUCCGGCCGCCCCGCAGCAGCUCUCGCCGGCCGCCAUGUCCUUCAAGCUGUCCUUCCCGAACGCCAACCCGAACGGGGGCGUCGGCCCGAACAAUGGCGGCGGUGGGGGCGGCGGCGGCGGCGGUGCGGCGCCCGACGGCUCGACCGCGAACCUGAUGGGACCGUCCCUCGGCACCAAUGCCGGCUUCCCGCACGCAUCUACCUCAGACGACAAGUCGCUGUACAACCAUUUCGCCUACUCGGCCGCCGCCAACAUGCACCACAGCGCCUACUCGGCCGCGGCGGCGGCCGCCGUCGACCAGUCCUACAACGGGAUGUACCUGAAGAACCAGCUGUACAACCUGCCGGCCAACGCCGGCGUCCUCAGCUUCCAGUCCACGCUCGAGUGGAACAAGAGUUAAUGGCACGGGGCCGCCCUCGAGUCGGCUCCCUCGACCGGGUGCGAUCGGUACCAGUAGCGGCCCGGCCGCACGCGAACCCCGCUAAACUGAAGCCGGAUCUCACAGCCAGCCGAUGGGGGCCGGAGGGCGAAGAAGCGAUGACGAGUGGCGGUAGAGCAAACUACACACACGACACACUUACACACACACACAAACAGUACAUUUAUACUUGUAAUACAAUUUAACUCGAUGGUGCAUAGUGGGAAUGGUGGGAAGGGAAGGGUUGAGGGUGUGGUGGUAGGGUGGAGGGACGAGGGAAGAGAAAACGGAAAACAUGACAAGCGUGGUACUUAGUGCGGGAGAUAUGUUACUUAAAGGAAUGAAAAUAUCAUUUAAAAAAGAUGCAUUCUUUCAUAUAAGAUGGCGCAGCUAACGUGAUCGACCUUGGCGACAGCCUUCGCAGAAGUAAACUAAACGAGGAGAGAAAGGAGAAGAAACAGAUGGUUGUUCUGAUUGUUUGAACUAUGAAGGUAUUUUUUAUAAAAGUAAACACACACACAUACACACACACACACACACACACACACACUUGCACAAUUGGUAGCGAACAGGAGCAGUUGGUGCGAAGACAAAAACAAAACAAAACACUAGAAACGCCAAUAAAGUAUUAAAACCGCUGUUGUGAACAUGGGAAUCAUAUAAGAAAGUAAUGAGCGAGAAGA